AUGGCAGGAUUGACAAAAUUAGUUAAUGUGUCCCAGAGCAUAAAAGUCUGCUGUGCAGCACUUGGAAAUUUGUCGCUACAAAACACAACAAGAAAUUUUGGAUCCCUGCUAAGGACACAACAACAAGUACAAUCACAACUAUGCGCCAGUGCUGUGGCAUUGAAGGGCCGUCACUUCUCCACCAGCCAGCCAAAAAGUGAUUUAAUGCAAUUCUUCGAUGAUCCCAAAAAUUGGCCGGAAAAUGAGGUUAAAGUUGGUAGAGCUUGGAAGUUGGAUGAGCUACGCAUUAAGUCCAAUAAAGAGUUGCACCAGUUGUGGUAUGUCCUGCUUAAGGAACGUAAUAUGUUGCUGACCAUGGAACAUGAAUGCAAUGAGAAAAUGGAAUUGUUUCCCAGUCCCGAACGUUUGGAUAAAGUGAAAAUAUCCAUGGAGAAUUUGGAAACAGUUGUGCGGGAGCGUAAUAAGGCGUAUCAUUUGUUGGAAACCGGUGAAACGGGAGAGAGACCACAACGUUUGGUGGCCAACAAUUUGGGUAUACGUUACAUGUAUAAAUCUGUUGAACACGUCCUGCCACCAUUUAUGAACGUUAGAUGGAUUAAGACCCGUUCCAUAGGCUAUGGUGGUCGUGCUGUGCGCAAAUUCUUACUGAAAUAUCGUGAAAAACUUUAUAACGAAAAGCGCAAGGCCAAGAAUCGUUCCCGCAACGAGGUUAUGAUGUUGCUGCGUCGCAAUCCCAACAUGGAUGUUGAUUUCCUGAAACGCAAAUUCCCCAAUGUUAAUAUAGAUAAAUUGAAAGAAUCGGAUAAAAUCCGUGGCCAUUAUGUACCCAAUAUAUAAGUAC
Molecule: messenger RNA, 841 nt
Organism: Musca vetustissima
Lineage: Eukaryota; Metazoa; Arthropoda; Insecta; Diptera; Muscidae
Gene: mRpL47
Product: large ribosomal subunit protein uL29m
Exons: 4
Coding region: 1-837 (278 amino acids)
Biological process (GO): mitochondrial translation
Cellular component (GO): mitochondrial ribosome; mitochondrial large ribosomal subunit
Molecular function (GO): structural constituent of ribosome
Source: RefSeq, a predicted model, not a curated record